Molecule: messenger RNA, 2289 nt
Organism: Etheostoma spectabile (orangethroat darter)
Lineage: Eukaryota; Metazoa; Chordata; Actinopteri; Perciformes; Percidae
Gene: gabpa
Product: GA binding protein transcription factor subunit alpha
Exons: 12
Coding region: 428-1753 (441 amino acids)
Biological process (GO): cell differentiation; regulation of transcription by RNA polymerase II
Cellular component (GO): nucleus
Molecular function (GO): sequence-specific DNA binding; DNA-binding transcription factor activity, RNA polymerase II-specific
Source: RefSeq, a predicted model, not a curated record
UUGGGAAACAUGUAGGCCUAAAACAGUCUGCUGAGCACUAUUUUGUACCAAAAACACCAUCCAAAAAAUAUGACAAUGUCAAUAAAGUGCACGUGAAAGUAAAGACGUAAACAAAGUAAUCUUUUGUAUUUCCAUACAAGUUUUAGGGUAACAGUCUUGGCAGUUAGUCUCCGCCCCUCCUGAGUGUGUAGUUGUGUUGACCAAAAACUUGCAUGUUACGACUCGACUGUGUGAAUUUUAGAAGCUAAUCUACCACAGUUGAACAUAAUCCCACAUCUUUCGAGGACAGAAGUUUAAGAGGACAAACUCCGUUAUAUCGACUCUGCGUUAGCUGGGUUGCUAACAGCAGAGGCGUCGAGAAGCUGCCUUGCUGCUACCGAUCACCGUCCAGCCUCAAACACACAUUUGGCUCUCUGCAUAGAACAGAAUGUCUAAAAGUGAACCAGAAGAGAUGAUCGAGAUCGAGAUCGAUGAACGGGAGAAACAGACAUGCCUGGAGGAAGGUGUUGACGAGCAGACCAUCACUGCAACAGAUUUGAUUCAACAAGAUAUUGACAUCAAUGAGCCCAUUGGCAAUCUGAAGAAGCUCUUGGAGCCCCGUAUCCAAAUGUCACUGGAUGCAUAUGAGAUCUGCCUGCAGGACAUUCAGCUUCACCCUGACCACAGCCUCUUCGAUCAGGGAGUAAAGACAGAUGGCACAGUGCAGCUGAGCUUGCAGAUAAUAACCAAACCAGGUGAGGAGAAGUUGAACAUUUUGGAAAUUGUGAAGCCUGUAGAAACGGUAGAGGUGGUGAUUGAUCCAGAUGCAGCAGGAGAGGAGGGAGGUCUGGUGGAGGAGGGUCAACUCAUUGCUGUGGAGCGAUCUGGCCUGUCUGAUGAGACGUCAGAGCAGGUUACACGCUGGGCCGCAGCACUUGAAGGCUACCGCAAAGAGCAGGUUCGCCUGGGCAUACCAUAUGAUCCUGUGCUCUGGUCAGCUGACCAGGUAAUCCACUGGGCUGUGUGGGUAAUGAAGGAGUUUAACAUUGAUGAGAUGGAAAUAGGCAGCAUUCACAUCCCAGGUCGAGAUCUCUGCUCAUUCAGCCAGGAAGAGUUCCUUCAGAAAGUGCCUAAUGGAGAGAUACUCUGGAGUCACCUGGAACUCCUUCGCAAAUAUGUGUUGGCAAGCCAGGACCAGUCUGGAGGGGACGCUACUGUCACCAUUGAUCAGCCUGUGCACAUAAUCCCAACUCAAGUGAGCACACCCACUGCCAUAAAGGUGUUGAAGCAGAACCGUGGCCCCAGAACUCCCCGAAUUUCAGGGGGAGAGGAGCGCAGCUCACCUGGCAACCGCACAGGCAACAACGGUCAGAUCCAGUUGUGGCAGUUCCUGCUGGAGCUGCUGACAGACAAGGAUGCAAGAGACUGCAUCUGCUGGGUGGGCGAGGAGGGUGAGUUCAAACUCAACCAGCCUGAGCUUGUGGCGCAGAAAUGGGGCCAGCGCAAGAACAAGCCUACAAUGAACUACGAGAAACUCAGCAGAGCCCUCAGGUAUUACUACGACGGGGACAUGAUCAGCAAGGUGCAGGGCAAGCGCUUUGUCUACAAGUUUGUGUGCGAUCUGAGAACUCUGAUUGGCUACAGUGCUGCUGAGCUCAACAACCUGGUGACCGAGUGUGAACAGAAGAAACUGGCUCGCAUGCAGAUGCACGGGAUUGGUCAGCCCAUCACUACAGUGACGCUGGCCACCACCACACUAGACAAAGACAGUUGAAGGAGGAUGUGUUAAAGUGCCCUCCAGCUGCCAAAGUUUGCUCUCAACCGCUGAUUGGAAAUCAAAUCAACUUUCUUCUUUUUUGACACAACUGUGUUUGUCAGGCAGAAAUGCUAGGCUGAUCCCUGAUCAGUGUGGAUUAACAACUUUGUUAUUGUCUUUAACAGUUGGAAGUUAGACUGAGGAAGGUAAAGUUUUUUUUUGUAUCUUUUCUUUAACUCUAACCAAGACAAUUGUGUUAAGGAUGAGUAGGCGAAUGUCUGUGUAAUUACUGAAAAAGGCCGUGUGCAUGUGACUGAAUGCUUUAAGGUGUGACUGAGUUAUGAGCUUUGCGUGAGAAGUUCCUUGUCUGUAGUUUAGGAUCAUUUUCACUGUAUAUACCGGUACUUAGUUUUUGAUAGCCACAAGGACAAGUGUAUUUUCAUAUUUUCCAUUUAUACAAGCCCUGUUUUGUAUUUUAUUUAGUGUUUGUUCCCUAAAUCGCUGGACCCUUUUUUGUCCACUAGAGGGAAUAAAGUGGAAAGCAUUUUUCUUAA